Prunus persica (peach) is the source of this 1884-nucleotide messenger RNA. RefSeq lists its product as uncharacterized. The coding region runs from base 598 to 1758 and encodes 386 amino acids. The record is from RefSeq and is a predicted model, not a curated record. The transcript is spliced from 7 exons. Gene Ontology annotation, biological process: regulation of asymmetric cell division. NCBI's taxonomy places the organism in Eukaryota, Viridiplantae, Streptophyta, Magnoliopsida, Rosales, Rosaceae.
UGACACUCAACAAUCUGAAUACUUGCAUUUCAUGAUCUUCAUGUCUGUACUAUAUGCAGGGCAGCAGGGGACAAUCAAGAACUUGCUUCAUGUUCUCCUGGACUGACAGAGAGGGCUGAUCCCAUUUUUGCUUGUCAAAGACAGGAAGACUGAAAGAUAUGCUAACCUUGUAAGCCAGAAGUUCUGCUUUUCUCUUAUUUUUCGUUUGAAUAAAAGGUAUUUCGUUUCUAACUUCUAUCUUAAUAAUUUUUGCUUGUUCAUAUAAGCCAUAAAUUUCUCCAGUGUUACGCACCAAAAAGAAUUGGUUUUUCUCUCUUACUCUGUGUCAGGAGCCCUUUAACAGUUGCUAUGGUCACCUUCAGAUCGGAAAUAUCAGGAUUGUUUGGAAACCAGUAGAGAAUCUGUUGAAAUGGUGGGGUAUUCUGUUUCAGCUGAACGAGCAGACCCUCCAUAAUGACGUGCACCUGCCAGGAUGUCUGUUGUUGACAUGGGAAGCAUCAUAUUGUAACACUCAUCAAAGGACUGAUUAAUUCCCAACCUUUUUAUAACCAGCACCCAAGAGGGCUCUGUGUGCAAGCAAAAGCAAAUAGCGAAUCCAUGGAUGAGCAUUCAACUGCGGUCUUCAAGCCUGUUUACAAGUCCUUCAAGUUCAAAUGUUCUGAAGCCAUAAAAGGGUUGAAGGUAGAAAAGAACACCGGUUUGAAAGAUAAUAAUGUAUUCAUUUCCAAUUUGAAAAGUGAAGACAGUGAGGUGGUUCCAAAUCAACAUCCAGAUGAUAGCCGGGAUAUGCAUGCUGUCCGGAACGCCUCGAGAGCAAGUGGUUACAUGGAUUGGAAGGAUUCUGUGGAUGGAAAUGGCCAACAUAUCCCACAUUAUACUUGUACUUGCAGUGACAAGGAGGAGAGUAGGGAAAGAAAGGUUGGCAUGGACAAUGAAUUGCCAGAGCUGGUUGCUUUCCUUCAAGAGAGCAGUAAUUACCAGUGUUUUAAGGACAUUUGCAUUGACAAGGAAGUGCCAUCUCAGGAAAAAUAUUUGGUAGAAAACUGUGAGCUGGACCAUAGUCGUAUCUCUUGCAUACUUGACUCUGAUAUGGACAGCAGCAGUGAAUCAAUUGGAGAAACUCUGGACUCGGAGUCUUCCAUUUCAACUGAGCAUGACUGUGACAAGGACGUAAGCGAGCAGUGUGGUUCCAAGAACUUGAAGAUUGAAGAUGAAAAAUACUCUGGAGACAGAGAUGAUCAUUCAACCAAGAAGACCGUAUCCGAAACACUGCUUAUAGUUAGACAGGGUCCAAAUAACGCAGUGCUGGCAAACUCAAUGGUAUUAUCCAAAAGUCAGGCAAUUGAUGACAACAGCCGCACAAGCAAGGCCUCUGUACGAAGUGACCUGGACGAUGCAAGCAGUCUUGGCAAACUCAAUGGUAUAAUCACCAUAGAUGAUGGGAGAGAGGAAGUUACACAAAGUGCAGAGUGCCAUCCUCCGGACAUAGGAAACAUGUUCAGGCCUGAUUCGUCCGAAGACGGGAUGUCAGCAUCUGAACCUUGUUCAGGCCUUUCAGCACUCUCAGGAGGAAUACCAAGUUGCGGUAGCAUAUCUCUUCGGUCAAAUAGCAGCACAACUAGCUCCCAGUCUUUUGCUUUUCCCAUAUUAUCCUCGGAAUGGAAUGGCAGCCCGGCAAGAAUGGGGAAAGCUGACCCGAGACAAUUACAGAGACACCACCGCCAUUGGGUGAUGCGUUUUCUCUGCUGUAAAUUCUGAAUGUCAUAUAUCUACUUCAAUCUUUUUGGCUUGAAAAUUAGUUAAGCUUUAUGCCAUGCCUUACAGAUUAUACACAUACACAUGUUCUGAUUUAUACAAUAACAUCAUAGUAGUAAUAAAUUUACU